Molecule: messenger RNA, 2562 nt
Organism: Onychostoma macrolepis
Lineage: Eukaryota; Metazoa; Chordata; Actinopteri; Cypriniformes; Cyprinidae
Gene: lin7c
Product: lin-7 homolog C (C. elegans)
Exons: 5
Coding region: 132-737 (201 amino acids)
Biological process (GO): protein localization to basolateral plasma membrane; neurotransmitter secretion; maintenance of epithelial cell apical/basal polarity
Cellular component (GO): MPP7-DLG1-LIN7 complex; basolateral plasma membrane; cell-cell junction
Molecular function (GO): L27 domain binding
Source: RefSeq, a predicted model, not a curated record
CUCUUGACUCGCCCUUUAAUCUCUGCAUUAGCCACAGCGCUUAAACUCAGCUAGCUAACAGCAACAAACACAGCAGCCGAGACGCGAGUCUGGAGCUUUCGCCAAACGCAAACUCAAUAUCCAGGGCUAAAAUGGCCUCUUUAGGAGAACCUGUGCGUCUGGAAAGAGACAUAUCUCGUGCCAUUGAGCUGCUGGACAAACUCCAGAGAACAGGGGAAGUGCCUCCCCAGAAGCUGCAGGCACUGCAGAGGGUUUUGCAGAGCGAGUUCUGCAAUGCUGUACGGGAGGUAUAUGAGCAUGUGUAUGAGACAGUGGACAUCAAUAGCAGCCCAGAGGUGAGGGCGAAUGCAACAGCAAAGGCUACAGUGGCUGCAUUUGCAGCCAGCGAGGGUCAUUCUCACCCACGUGUGGUAGAGCUCCCUAAAACAGAGGAAGGACUGGGGUUCAACAUCAUGGGUGGGAAGGAACAAAACUCACCCAUCUACAUCUCCCGCAUCAUUCCUGGAGGCAUUGCCGAUCGGCACGGCGGCCUGAAGAGAGGAGAUCAGCUGCUGUCCGUUAAUGGAGUGAGUGUAGAAGGAGAGCACCAUGAGAAAGCUGUGGAGUUGUUGAAGGCUGCUCAGGGUACAGUGAAGCUGGUGGUACGGUACACCCCUAAGGUUCUCGAAGAGAUGGAGUCGCGCUUUGAGAAGUUGAGGUCUGCCAAACGCCGGCAACAGAACAACUACCCCCAGUAGGGCAUCUCGCCUGAGCCCUCCGCCCCUCCCAUCUCUCCCUCUCUCUCUCUCUCUCUCUCUCUCUCUCACUUUCUCUGUCAUUGUCUUUAAUUCUUCUGCCAUCUGUCUUCCUCGUUCACACUCGCUCACCCCCUUUCUCCAGCCAGGGAUUAGCCACAUGUUUGGCACUCCUUUUUGUGAAAAUUUUCUAAAUCCUCACCUCCUCUACAGUUUUUUAACAGUCUUUUCACACACUUCUUUCUCAUAGCAUGAACACUACUUCAUUGGCUCUGGAUGUUGUCACGUACACACCACACACACAUGCACUAUUGGUGCAUUACUAAGAAUGUACUGUCAUUUGGGAUGUUGAUUAGUUAGAUAUGCAAGAGGACCAUUGCAAUGUUCAACUUCUGAGGUUAUCUGAAUGAAAAUGUCAAAAAAGUGCCUCAAGAGAUUUACAAAAAAAAAAAGUCUGCAGCCCCCACUACGUCCCAUCGUAGGCUGUGUUUUAUGGUCCAAGCACAAAAUGAGUGAACACUACCACCAUGUUAAAAUGCAAGAUGACUGUAAGAUUCAUCAUCUCAAAUUAACAGUGUAUCAUUGAGUGAAGGGUUUAUGAUAGAUGGUGUUUUGUUUUGUUUUUUAACUGUUUGCCCACAGAAAAAGGAAAAGUUCACCAGAAAUGUUACAAUCUCAUUUUGAGUCUCCAGAGAGAUAAAUGGCAGAGCGGUGACACAAGCAUCCCAUCAGUCCUGCUGUUUCAAACACAAAAUGUCAGCUGUAUAUAUACUCUUAUACAAAAAAUGUCACUCUAGUAUCGCUGAUUGACUCAUGUUUACAGUACAAACUGACACCAUUUUUUUUCUUUCAUGAACGUGUGGCCAGAGAAAAAUGCUGUGAAAGUCUUGUAGUUAGAGCCACAAAACAUGUUACAUACGCUCCCGAUUAUACCAUUUAAACAGCUUGCUUUUGAUUGAAUAUGUGAAUGGAGUGUUUAUGAAUUGUUCAACCAAACAGCAGUUUAGAGGAGAUGCUUGUGGCACCGAUUGGUAUUAGAUAAAUAGAAAUUACAUUUUUGUUGCAAAUGCCCCUUAAAGCACAUAGAAACAGAAUGAAUCAGUCACUAGCUCUUAUUCAGGCUUGUGUUCCAUUUUUUUUGUUUGUAGAAUUUAAGAUUUUAAUUUAAAUCCUCACAGCAGAAACACUAAAUUUAAAAGCGUAGGGGGAAUUUUAUUGUUUUAUGGCUUUGUUUUAUCGUCUGUUGUUUCACAACGCUUUCUGAAUGUUAAUGUGGCACUUGCCUUUCAGUCAGCUGUGGGUACAUAUGCCACACCCAGUUCACGCUGAUCAUUACAAAGAUCUGCAUCAUGUUUCAGAAUCAGUUGACUUGAAUGGUUAUAUUAGCUUAUCACGAGGUAGCAACUGAGCAUGAUCCUAGCAAAACAGCAAUGAAUGCAUAAACGAAUGUUAAAGAACACCAACCUUAUUCACCAUUCAUUAUAUGAGACCUGUCUAAAUGAAGCUCAAGUGAAAUUUGUAUUAAUUGGUGCUGUCAUUUUCAUUUAUUUUGUCCUAUUUUGAUCAAUCAUUUUUCUUGAAAGUCAGUAAUUAAUUUAUACACAUCAGUGUCUACAGGGAAAUAGAUGCAGAUCUGGAGCUGAGAUUUUAUCAGGUCUUCUCCAGAUUCUUCAGUGGCUAAAAAUGCAGUCCCGUUCCAUUCGUUACUUAAGAUUCACCUCUACUUGUUCAUGUUACAGCCAAAUGUUAAGGAUGAUUUAAUUGACAUGCUUUUUUUUUCAAUCCUGUUUUGUCAAGAUUCAUGUUAUAAAAGUAGUUUCACACUGCA